This is a messenger RNA of Anopheles funestus (African malaria mosquito), 3148 nucleotides long. It is a transcript of the gene Cog3, whose product is annotated as conserved oligomeric Golgi complex subunit 3. The coding region runs from base 126 to 2951 and encodes 941 amino acids. Gene Ontology annotation, cellular component: membrane; COG complex; cis-Golgi network. The transcript is spliced from 8 exons. Lineage: Eukaryota; Metazoa; Arthropoda; Insecta; Diptera; Culicidae. The record is from RefSeq and is a predicted model, not a curated record. Gene Ontology annotation, biological process: intra-Golgi vesicle-mediated transport; Golgi organization; intracellular protein transport.
AAGCCAUAUGUUCACUUUUAUAAAUUGUAGGAAAAGUGUUUACAAAAAUCAACUUAUACUAAUUUCCAGCCGUGUAAUCCAAAGCUGUCAGAAAGCGGCGAGCAAGUAAACGUCAUACAGAAAACAUGGAAACGGUAGCAACGAUGAGAGCAGAUAAUGCCAGCCUACGAAAGAUUCAAUCGAAGCUGGUGCAAUGGGAACUGAAGGAAAACCCACUCGCUCCACUGACUGCCACGCAAUCGGAUUUCAUUAAUCGCCUAACCGAUCUAGCUAAUGGCAACGUACCAGCAAGCGUCGGGAGCGCACCACCCGCAGAUGUGAGCAAAGAUCACGCAUCAAACGAGGAGCUACCGGCUUCGCUCGAACAGUUCAAACAAUCCGCUUGCGUUAUUGAUACCACGCAAAAUUUUCUUUCCUGGUACAAUUCGAUUGAUGCCGAAAUUCUCGAACACUUUGACGAUGUGUACCUGGAGUACUACGAACAGCUACGAUCGCGCACAAGUGAAUGUGAUCAAAUGUUGCAGGAAAUCGAUGUAUCGCUCGAUUCGCUCCGCCAGCUGACGCAGGAGUUUAAUUUUGUGUCGGAGAAAACAUCUUCCCUGCACCAGGCGAGUGAAAGUUUGCUGCAGGAUCAAACGCGCCUGAGUGAUACGGGCGAUGAGAUAAAAAAGCGUUUGAAAUACUUCACCCAGGCGGAGAGCAUAUCUCAGCGAUUGCACAACCCAACAUUUUCCGUGUCGAACGACACGUUUGUGCAUAUUUUGAAUACGAUUGACGAUUGUAUCGAAUAUAUGCGAGUAAACCCUUCAUAUAGUGAAGCAUCUACAUACGCUGUCAAAUAUCGUGCCUGUUUGGCCAAGGCCACUCAGAUGAUGAAAACGUACGUGUUCGGGAUUCUUUCGAAUGCCACUGCACAGGUGCUCACCCCAAAGGGUUCCGGUGUUCCUCGAUCGUUGGAAGCACUUGAUCAACCGAAAAUUGGCGAUCCUACAGCAGACGCUGCAUUUGUUCUGUUCUAUGGGAAAUUUCAAGCGUCAUCACCGCGCGUUAAACGCAUCACUGGCUUGAUCGAGGAGCGUCUCGAUCGCAGCCCAGAGUAUGAACAGUUGCUGGGAGAGUUACAUCAAAGCUAUCUUACCCAGCGAGCGACGAUUAUGAGAUCCGGUGUCGAUCAAGCUAUAAAGGAUCUGGCUAAGAAGCACAAAGGUGAUCACUGCGCAUUGGUACGCUCUGCCUGUGCCUUUAUGGUACACAUUUGUCAGGAUGAGCACAGACUAUUUUAUCAAUUUUUCGCUAAACACAGUGCCCAACUUAUUAUCUACAUGGAAGGAUUAUGCACCAUUCUGUAUGACACACUGCGGCCCUACAUUAUUCGCAUUGAUCACCUCGAAACGCUGGCCGAAAUAUGUAGCAUUCUGAAGGUGGAAAUGUUGGAUGAGCAUGUGUCGUACAGUCCUGAAUCGCUUGAAGCUUUCGCUAAGAUUGUUUACCAACUGCUGCAAGACGUGCAGGAACGCAUUGGUUUUCGGGCACAAAAUUACCUUGAGUCGGAUAUUCGCAACUAUCGUCCCUCGGCGGGUGAUCUCGCGUACCCGGAAAAGCUAGAAAUGAUGGAAAGCAUUGCACUUUCGCUGCAGGAAAACCAACACGCACCGCCCCAGCUGAGGCGGGCAGAUUCACGAAGCUCCAUCGCAUCUGGCAUGUCACUCGCGUCGAUUGAUACGACGCCAUCCACCAUAGAUCCGGCCCUUAAAGUACGGGCGGGAAAUUCACCCGCCGACAUGCACGGCAUGUGGUACCCGACCGUGCGACGUACGCUGGUGUGCCUUUCGCGACUCUAUCGCUGCAUUGAUAAGUCGAUCUUCCAAAGCCUUUCGCAGCAAGCGCUGGCCCACUGUAUCCACAGCGUCUCGACGGCAGCAAGCCAAAUAGCGCAGAACCGUACGACGAUCGAUGGUGAGUUGUUCGAAAUUAAGCAUUUACUAAUACUGCGCGAACAAAUCGCACCGUUUCGGGUGGAUUUUACUGCGAAGGAAACAAGCCUUGACUUCAGCAAGGUACGUACGGCCGCUUACGAAUUGCUGCAGAAACGGAAGCAACUAUUUUCCCUUGGUUCGAACAAUGCGUUGCUGGAGUUUCUGCUGGACGGUACACCACAGGUACGCGAGCAAUUGCUCGAUUCGCGCAAAGACGUUGAUCGACAGCUGAAGAUGGUAUGCGAAACAUUUAUAACGGACGCCACGAAACAACUCGUUGGGCCUGUGCUGACGUUUAUCGAAGCGGCACAGAACCAUCUCCGCAAUCAACCGGGCGGUGGAAAGACGGCGGCUGUAGCUAGUGCCGGUACGGCAGCAGCAUCCAGUGGGCAAAGCACGGGCAUGGCAUUGCGAAUGGCACCGUUCGCUGCACCGCAACAAAUUAGUUCCAUCAUCCAGGAGUGUUUGAGAAAUAUCAAAUCGAAACUAACUGGCCUGCAGCGAUCGAUGCAGCUGUAUCUCGCCAAUAAGGAUACGGAAUUUAUUCUCUUUCGACCGAUUCGAAACAACAUCAUUGGAUCAUUCGUUAAACUUGAACAAAUUCUGAUGCUAAAUGCUUACACGAAGGAUGAUCUGACGAUCGUAAGCUGCCCAUCGGCGGAACAGAUCUCCGUGCUGCUAUCAAGCGUUAACCUUGCCGGUGGAACUAUGGCCGAACAACCGGUAGCUUCCUUUGGCAGUAAAGUACAACCGGUGCGAAAAAUCAGCACCAGCUCUUCGAUCGGUAGCAAUGCUGCCGAAACACAACCGGCAAAGGCACCGAUCGAAAAGAAGGUUAGCUUCGAUAGUGGUGCAAAUAUGGUGGUCGAAAUUGAACGAGUCGAUGAAGCGGAGUUAGAAAAAGGUGAGGAAGCUUUGGUUGAUGUAAAGGAAGCAGCAUUUAAACAUCCAGAACCAGCCGCAGUGCCAGAAUGAUGAAAGCGAUUUACUGAUUGGCAAAAUGCAUUAUUCCAAAAGUGAAUUUCAAUUGUUUUACCUGUAGCCUAUAACAUAAAAGGCUCGGUUUGAAAACUGGCUUUUUUAAAAUUCCAAAUUGUUUUUUUUUAUUAAUAUUAAGUUGAAUAAAGUAUUAUCGUGUAAUUGUUAAUAAACUGUGCAAUAAAUACGAUCGA